Molecule: messenger RNA, 2835 nt
Organism: Poeciliopsis prolifica (blackstripe livebearer)
Lineage: Eukaryota; Metazoa; Chordata; Actinopteri; Cyprinodontiformes; Poeciliidae
Gene: mmp25b
Product: matrix metallopeptidase 25b
Exons: 11
Coding region: 83-1810 (575 amino acids)
Biological process (GO): proteolysis; extracellular matrix organization; collagen catabolic process
Cellular component (GO): extracellular matrix
Molecular function (GO): metalloendopeptidase activity; zinc ion binding
Source: RefSeq, a predicted model, not a curated record
AACCUUUUUGCUCUGCAGCCACAAGGAGCGCAGACGGUUCGGCGCAUCGAUCAGCGCAGCCUGGUCUCCGCAGACAGACGUGAUGCGGCGCAGACGCAGCGGGAUGGAGCUGGAGCUGUGGAUGGUGAUGAUGGUGAUGAUGGUGAACUUCACGGGACGCGCAGCGGCCCAGUCCAACCAGUACAGCAGAGCGGUGGACUGGCUGAGCAGAUAUGGCUACCUUCCCCCUCCAGAUCCACGCACCAGCAAACUGCAGACCAAAGAAGGGAUUGAGCAAGCGAUCCGCGUCAUGCAGAGAUUCGGAGGGAUCCAGGAAACCGGAUUAAUUGACAGCGAAACGCUGAAGCUCAUGUCCACGCCGCGAUGCUCGCUCCCAGACAUCAUCGGAGGCGAGGAGAUGAGGAGGAGGAGGAGGAGGAAGAGAUACGCUCUGUUAGGCCAAAAGUGGCACAAGACUGAUCUCACAUGGAGCAUCCACAGCUUCCCGUCAAGAUCCCCUGUUCGCCAUAACGAGGUGAAAAGUCUCCUGGCUCACGCCUUGAAAGCCUGGAGUGACGCCGCUCCGCUGAGCUUCAGGCAGCUGCCGGGCGACGGCGCGGCUGCAGGCGACAUCAGAGUCUCGUUUGCCUCCCUGCUCCAUGAAGACGGGUAUCCGUUCGACGGGCCGGGCGGCACCCUGGCCCACGCCUUCUUUCCUGGCGCGGACGAAGUCAGCGGCGACACGCACUUUGACGACCAUGAGACCUGGAGCUACGGAGGCGACGGCAGCACCACAGACCUGUUCACCGUGGCGGUGCACGAGUUCGGCCACGCGCUCGGCCUCUCCCACUCCUCCUCGGAUCCGUCCAUCAUGAGGCCGUACUACCAGGGCCCGGUGGGAGACGUCUCCCAGUACAAGCUGGAACUGGACGACAGGCUGGCCAUCCAGCAGCUGUACGGCGCCAGAGACGACACACGACCAGGUGGAGUUAAUCCUGACCCCCCGCUGUUUCCGAGUCCUCUUCCCCCGAGGCCAACAAGGCUUCCUGAGCCUCCAUUCGAUGAGCGAUGCCAGGGAGGCUUUGACGCAGUAGCAAACAUUAGAGGAGAGGUUUUCUUCUUCAGAGGUGCACAUUUCUGGAGAACUACGCGAGACGGCUCUCUGGUGUCCUUAAGGCCGGCUGUGAUCACAAACUUUUGGAUGGGCCUUCCGACAGGAACAAACAAAGUCGACGCCGUUUAUGAGAGAAAGAGCGACAGCAAAAUCAUCUUCUUCAUCGGCUCGCAGUACUGGGUCUUCAGCGACACAAAGGUGAUGAGCGGUUACCCCCGACCCCUUUCCGACUGGAGAAUGGUGACGGCGAGCGGCGCCACGCCGGACCGGGUGGACGCAGCCUUCGUCUGGGCCCACAACGGGAAGACGUACCUGUUCAGCGGGGGGCAGUUUUGGAGGUUUGACGAAAGCCAAAAAACAGGCCAUCCGGAGCCGGAUCCCGGCUACCCACGGAGCAAUGACCUCUGGACGGGAAUGCCGACCCACAUGGAUGAUGUCAUCACCUGGGGUUCAGGAGACGCCUACUUCUUCAAAGGCGACUUCUACUGGGUGCUGAAGGACGGGGGCAUGAACCAGGAGUACGUUUCUCCCAAGGCCACUGGGAUGAACUGGCUGCGGUGUCCGGGUCCUCCUCCGACGGCGGCGCCGCAGAAUCCUGGGAAGCCACCGUCCUGCAGCUGCAGCUUCAACAGAUCGUCUCUGUCACUGAGGAGCGACUGUCUGCUGCUGGUUGCUGUUAUGCUAAUAAUUAAUGGGUUGAUUUCUGUAAAUAAUUAACUAAUAUGGGCUGUUUUCUCUGCACCUUUCUACCCUCAUGCAGAUUUAUUUCUUGAUUAUAAAGGGUUUACUUUCAGGAUUUGGCAGCUGUAGGAUAGUAGCACUCUCCCUUCCCAGUUGUGUUUCACAUCUUUGUGUUUGUAAGAUAAAAAUGGACAAAAAUGCGUCAUGUCUGUUUGGAGAGAUUGAUAUUUAACACCAUUAUUCAGCAAAUGCAGCUCUUCUUUCACGUCUUCUUAUCUGAUCCAGACAAACACAUUUAGAAGGUUAGAAGAUUAAAACUGAGGCGCCUUGUUCUGAUUUCCAAAUGUUGUAGAUGAGUUUUAAAAUAUAUUCAACCAAUUAUCCUUUUAAGUUAUCACAAUUUCAAAUAUGGUAGUUAGAUUUUCUAUGCCUUGCGCAACUGCUGAAUAUAUUUGAAUAUUUGUUAUUAAACAGUUUGAGGUUUGCUGUUAUAUAAUUGUCUGAACUUACUUGUUUUUGUAUUAAUAUUUGGAUAAAAUUCUAUUUGAAUGAAAUCCUCAGAGAUUCACACAGAUGAAUUGUUUAUUUUAAUGGAGUUCUCAGUGUAAAAUGAAUAAUCAGAAAUCACAAAGAAAAACCCCAGAAACAAUCCUGAACCUUGAGGACAGACUUCCCAGAAGAGAUCAUAGAUUUAAAAAAUAUAGCUUUUUUUCCAUAUAUUUUUCUUUGGUAUAUAAUGUUUUCAUAACAGCAAACCAGUCGAACAGGAAAAGUUCUCACAAAAUGAGUCAUUAGUGAAAAGAUAUUUCACACAGUAAACUGAUUUAUACACUGUCUGACAGGCUUCAAGAAGCAUUUCUCUAUCCAACAACACACCUAUUUGAGGUCUAAACUUGCUUAUCAGGAAUGUUCAGGGAAACCAAUUAACCCAACAGUUGUGUUUCUAGAAUGAGGGGAGAAACUAGAGCAUCCUAAGAGAACAUGCAUGCAGGAAGUUUGGUUUUGUGUUUCCUUUCGUAAGGAUAUUUGAGAACGUUGAGCAUAAAAAAAGCAUAAAACUA